Molecule: messenger RNA, 1461 nt
Organism: Talaromyces proteolyticus
Lineage: Eukaryota; Fungi; Ascomycota; Eurotiomycetes; Eurotiales; Trichocomaceae
Exons: 1
Coding region: 1-1461 (486 amino acids)
Source: RefSeq, a predicted model, not a curated record
AUGGGCAGUCUUCCUCUUGAAAAGGUUGAACAAUCGUUCGAUGUCCUUAUCAUUGGUGCAGGUAUAUCGGGCAUCAACUCAGCGUAUCGUUUACAAAGUUCAUUUCCUCAAUAUCGAUAUGCCAUAUUAGAAGCACGAGACCGCAUCGGAGGCACGUGGGAUCUAUUUCGCUAUCCAGGGAUCCGAUCAGACUCUGAUCUUUAUACCUUUGGCUUUCCGUGGUAUCCAUGGAAUCGGUCGAAUCCAAUUGCAGAGGGCAAGGAUAUCCUCCAGUAUCUCAAUGAUGCUGCAACGGAGCACAAAAUCAAGCCUAAUAUUUACUUUAACCAUCACGUUCUCAAAGCCGAGUGGGAUCAGCAGCGAUGGAUGGUCAAUGUUGAAAGCAAUGGCAUAAAAUCUCAGUUCUCUGCGCGGUUUAUUAUUUUUGGAACGGGCUAUUACGACUAUCAUGAGCCGUUGGAUGCGGAAAUCCCAGGACUCCAAAACUUCCAGGGUGAUGUUAUUCAUCCCCAGUUCUGGCCCGAAAAAUUCGACUACACCGAUAAAAACAUUGUCAUUAUUGGCAGUGGGGCUACAGCGGUGACACUUCUCCCGAAGCUGUCAGAAAAGGCAGCCAAAGUGACAAUGUUACAGCGUAGCCCUAGCUAUGUCGUCUCAAUUCCCAACCCUGCUUCCCACAGCUGGCUAGGCCGACUACUACCAACGUCGUGGGUAUACCGCUUCAAUCGCAUACGAUACCUUCUCAUCGCGCGGUUCAUGUUUAUCAUUUGCCGACGGUACCCCGUUGCCUCUCGAGGCUUUCUGACAAAACUUAUGGCGUCCCAGCUCCCUGUUGGAAUUUCCGUGGAUCCUCAUUUCAAGCCCUCCUAUAGCCCAUGGGAGCAAAGACUCUGUCUCUGUCCCGAUGGAGACUUUUUCAAGUCCCUCAGGUCCGGGAAAGGCCAAAUUGAGACAGGAAUCAUUAAAACAGUGGAUGCUGACGGCAUCCAGCUUACCUCGGGCAAGAAACUAUCUACAGACACUAUCGUAACAGCAACUGGCCUGAAAAUGCAACUAGCGGGAAGAAUUGACAUAGUAGUGAAUGGAGAGCGAAUUGAUUUCUCUCAAAAGUACAUUUGGAAUGGGUUCAUGUUGCAGGACGUCCCCAAUGCCGGCUUCGUGAUUGGCUACACCAAUGCCUCAUGGACUCUUGGCGCCGAAGCGAGUAUAGCGAUGAUUUGCAGAAUACUCAAGCAAAUGGAGAGCAAGCACGCCUCCGUUGCGGUUCCUACACUGAAAGACCCGAGUAAGUUAGAAACGCGCUCGCUUAUGAACCUCAAGUCUACGUAUAUUGCGCGUGCACGGGAGCAUAUGCCGAAAGCAUCCUCUCAGCGACCGUGGGUACCGAAAGAAGAUUAUCUUUCUGAUAUGUAUUUUGCAAAGUAUGGGAACAUCACCGAAGGACUUAAACUUACCACAUGA